Molecule: messenger RNA, 2754 nt
Organism: Helicoverpa zea (corn earworm)
Lineage: Eukaryota; Metazoa; Arthropoda; Insecta; Lepidoptera; Noctuidae
Product: solute carrier family 12 member 8
Exons: 11
Coding region: 113-2104 (663 amino acids)
Biological process (GO): potassium ion import across plasma membrane; chloride transmembrane transport; chloride ion homeostasis
Cellular component (GO): membrane
Molecular function (GO): potassium:chloride symporter activity
Source: RefSeq, a predicted model, not a curated record
CAGUCAAUGUCAUGUCAUGUCAGUGAUUUCCUUAGAUAAGUAAACAGCCAAGAAUAAUGUUUAUCGAUGUUUUCUUUUGAUAUUUAUACGUAGUACUAAUACUUCUAUCAAAAUGGAUCAAAGUAAUCGCCAAAGGAGAAAUGAUUUAGAUAUAGAUAGCUUUCGGAGUGACGAACCAGGAUUUGACAGAGCUCGAAUGAGAAGACAGUCUGGUGGCUUCGUGGAUUUAGGCAAUGAAUCACAAUAUGGCUCAGGUGGACAUCAAGCUUCAGGAGCUAAUGAAAUUUUUGCAGAUAUACAGGGUGAUGUACCGUGGUGGAAAUCAAACUUUUUUAUAUCCCAGCCUGUGCUUUUUGGUACUUGGGAUGGAGUAUUUACAUCAUGCCUUAUAAAUAUUUUUGGAGUUAUUGUAUUUCUAAGAUCUGGAUGGAUUGUUGGACAAGCAGGCUUGGUCAAUGCAAUAUUUAUAGUACUUUUUACAGUUUUUGUAGCUUUGAUCUCAGUGUUGUCUGCAGUGGGAAUCUGUGAAAGAUGCAGAAUAGAAAGUGGUGGUGUGUACUUUUUGCUGGCACACACGUUAGGUUCCCGAAUGGGAGGAGCUCUUGGCAUGAUAUACUGUUUUGGUCAGGCUGUAGGUUGUGCCUUAAACGUUUUUGGUUUUGGUGAAUCUAUGGCUGGAUUUGUAGUCGAAGAUCCACUCAGUGAUACCCACAAAUGGGCCUCCAGAGGGUUUGCCAUAGCUGCGGUAUUGCUGCUUGGCACCAUUAAUGUAGCUGGAGUGAAAUGGGUGGUCAAAUUACAAUUUGCACUGUUAAUGAUCAUCAUGUUAGCUGCACUUGACUUCUUUGUUGGAUCAUUCACAACAGUACCUACAGAUGAAAAACUUCAGCUAGAAUUUAAAGGGUGGCUCAGUGGAGUAGCAGCAAAUAAUACAUGGCCCGCUUACCAAGAUGGUUACACUUGGUUCAAAUGCUUUGGAGUUUUCUUCCCCACCAUCACUGGUAUAUUAGCAGGAAUCAACAUGAGUGGAGAUUUGAAAAAUCCCUCUGUAAAUAUACCCAAUGGCUCUUUAGCAGCUAUUGGCACUGGGACAUUUUUAUAUUUAAUGUUUAUAAUAACUCUAGCAGCGACUGUGACCAGGGAGGGUUUGCUUCAAAACCUGUCCAUUACAGCAGAUAUAUCGGCUGUGACUGUUCUAUUACUAGCUGGUCUCUAUGUCAGUUCAAUGAGUUCGUGUCUGGGUGCCAUGUAUGGCACACCCAGGGUUUUACAAAGCAUUGCGAAUGAGAAAGUCAUUCCAGGACUGGAAUUUCUUGGAAAUGGGAGAGGGCCCAACAAAGUGCCAAUAUACUCAAUGGUGGUAGUAGCUGUGGUGACUGUAACAUUCAUCAUCAUUGGAGACAUCAAUCAACUUGCACCCAUUGUCACUAUGCCGUUUCUAAUCACUUAUGCUUGCAUUGAUUAUUCCUAUUUUGCUCUCGCUCAGACUUUUGAUUUGCAACAUAGACGCGAAAUGAGAUAUCAAGGUAGUUCCCAACGAGACACCCAAGUUUACGGGGCUACUGGCAGCGACCUUGAUUUGUUAUUCCCGGAAAGAAUCAGGCAUAAGAAUGUUGGGGAUUUCACACCAUCGCCGACUGAUUCCGCCAUCAUGAAUGGACGAACGUCUAACGGAGAUGUUCGACGGCCGAGCAUUAGCGUUCAUUCUAAAAACAAGAACUGGUACUCGCAUCUAUGUAAUAGAUGGUUGUCCUUGGUUGGGGUAGGAAUUAAAUUACUGCUCAUGUUCCUCGUACACUGGGGCUAUGCCCUUGGUUGCCUCAGUAUCUUGUGGUUGUUCUGGCUUUACAUUGGUGCGGCUAAUCCUGCCCUAAAGCCUGGACGCGCCUCAGAGUUCCGUUUUUUCCACUGGCUGAAGAUUUCUUUCCUACAGUUAAUUGGAAAACGGCCUUUAGAGUAUGAACAGUUGGUUGUGACGCCGGUGCAUGGAGAUAUAUCCGUAGAACAGGAAAGAUUGAACGACGACAACGAGGACUUUGCUUCUCGACGGCGGUACCACCAGUCUACUGCAUUACAAAGCCAUCUCGUCAAUGUCGACAGUUAAAUUAUGUUCUUCGAAAUAUAAGACAUAAUGAAAAUAACCAUGUAAACUUAUCAAUAUCUGACGUUAAACGCAAAAAUGAUCAAUUACAUCACAGCAUCUCCUUUGGUUAAGCUAUCUUGAAUCAAUAUUGAUUUAUUAAGCACAGUUAUUAUAAAAACAAAACCACAUUAACCUUUUACAAUGCUAUGGAUACGUCAUAGAAUAUAGGAUUUGUUAUUCUGUGAUCUUUUUAUUCUCGCAUUUAUUUUUCGUCUUUUUAUACAUUUAAAAGUUUAUAAUUUUUAAAGUCAAAGUACAUGUAAAUUAUUAAAUCAGAAAUAGUAAUUUUAAUUUUGAAACGUAUUUAGGUAUUUCUGAUAGUAACUAAAUUAAUUUACAUAAAAAGUAUUAUAGGUACAUAUAUUUCUUAUAACUAACAACUGAAAAACAUGCAAAUAAAACUUAACAAUUGUAAGCUUUGGCUAAUUUAUACAAGUUUGGACUGAUUUUGAAUGAAUGUACAUAAUAUAUACUUAUUUGUCUUCAGUAAAUGUGUAAUAUACCUAUUAAGAAUUAACAUUAAGAUAUUAAUAAUAAAUUAUAUAUUUCAUGCAUAACUUUUUUAAUGUGAAAACGAAUUAGAAAUUGAAAUAAAUUAUUUUUUUAUAUUG